AUGGUGGUCCCCAUUUACAAGAAAUGGGAGGCCAACCUGGCGCGAAUCCAGGUCAUACGACAGGAAAAAGUAACUCAACUACUGGUCUUCUUUGCGGAUUUCCAGUACGGUAGCUGCAUGAAUUUCGUCCUCAAAGGCACGGAUCAUGUCGAGUCCUUCGGCCGUUCCGGCAAGUUUGGUAUUCGCAUUGUUGAUGCCAAAUUUGCCCUACCGAAGAGAGAUGACGAUCCUGGGUCCAAGUUUGUCUGUCUCGAUAUGCCUGAAUAUCCGAUCGAGCACGAUGAUAUCUCCAUUGCGUUUGAUACUGAUGUAGAGCGUAACACUUUCAAGACUGCAUUGCCUGGAUCAGUGCGAGAACCCUCUCGCAUGCAAUCUCUUCGUCGAUAA
Penicillium taxi is the source of this 387-nucleotide messenger RNA. RefSeq lists its product as uncharacterized. The record is from RefSeq and is a predicted model, not a curated record. The transcript has a single exon. NCBI's taxonomy places the organism in Eukaryota, Fungi, Ascomycota, Eurotiomycetes, Eurotiales, Aspergillaceae. The coding region runs from base 1 to 387 and encodes 128 amino acids.